This is a messenger RNA of Seminavis robusta, 1014 nucleotides long. Lineage: Eukaryota; Bacillariophyta; Bacillariophyceae; Naviculales; Naviculaceae. The record is from the annotation of a GenBank genome assembly.
AUGUGCCUUCAGGAACUUUGGAAUGUGCGUCGCUUCGGCGGUGCUGCCAAUGGAGCAGAUCCUACUACCUGUACAAGCAGCAGCAAGAGAGGGCGCAAGGGCAGUCUUCAUCUCAAGAGACUUCGUCGCUCCAACAACAAAAAGACGAGUUCUCUAGGAACUCUUUCCGAUACGUUUGAUGAAACGACUUGGAAUCACGAACCGACAGAGACGCAUCAUCAUCAUCAUCAUCAUGACACUACUACUACUACACAUGCUACACACGCCACAACAAAUACUAAUACUACUAAUACAGAUGUCCAUCUGUGCAAACUGCGCAAAAAGGAGAUUGGCAGUGUCGAUGCUAGCCGCAGUUACGCGUAUUUGAGCAAUCACGUGCGAGUCAAUCAAGAACGCCAACAACGCGAUAUUCCUUUGCUCACAAGAUGCAGUAUCCUCGAUGAAAUGGCCCGUGGAAAAGCUGUGGAAAUGGCACACGCCAAUCAAAUCCUGACACCCUAUCGGAGUGAUACGUUGGUGGAACACGUUCAAAAGACACUGUCACUGCAACUCUUGCAUCAACUUACCAUGCACGGAAUUGACAAUCCCGCUCGACAGUGUAUACUCGAUUCACGAUUUGUCAAGUUUGGAAUGGGAACUUGUCGGGGCGCGGAUGGUUUGAUUUAUGUCAGUCAACUCUUUCAAGGGACCCCGCCUCCCAAAAAGACCACUCCAUCACUUCCAAGUGCUACUACUAACAGUCCAUCGGACGACUUUUCCCGCGUCUUUGUGGUCCCCACCGAUGUCGUGACCAAGAAUCCCGCCACCCGUAAAGUCCCCACCAUUGAUAUUCGCGUCGAUCCGGUAUUACUCAUGUCCAAACAUUCCAAAAGUCGACGACAGCUAUUGCUGCAACGACGAGCGCAGAGUGAAACUAGUUUGGGAAGCAGCAACAACAAGAAACGACGAUAUCCGUAUACUACAUUGUCCACCACCAUUACGACACAAGCACAACCACAGCAACCUACUAGCUAG